ACUCGCACUUGGCCGGUUUUUUUCAAUUCGAAUUGGAAGUCCCCGAGAUAAGGGCGUUCAAAUAAAAAAACUUCCCCUUUAUAAUAUAAUAUGUAUUAUGUAUAUACAUAUUAUGUAUACAGAUAUAGAUUUAUGGCUUCUAAUAAAAUUACAUUGCUGUGAAGAAUUUCUUUUAACUUAAACAGGGUUAGGGUACACAUCAAUGUAAUAGUAAGUAUCUGAAAUGACUUCCUUAGUUUCACAUUUAUAUAGAUUUAAAAACCUUAUUCAAAUUUCCUGAUGUUAAAAAAGAAGAACUCCUUAUCUAUAAAACUGGGUUCAUAAUGGGCUUUUUUCCUUGGUAUUUUCUGAUGUUAUUUUCAUUUUAGAUCGAUAUUGUAGUCUGCAAAUUGACAAUUGAUGAGACGAGAGAUAUUAGUAUUUACAGAUCAUUGUUUUUCAUAUUAAUGACACAUUUUAAAUAUUUAUAUACCUACGUCAUUCUUGCCUGAAAUGUAUUAUAAUUUUGUUGCGAGGUAAGGUUGUAAUUAGGGUCUUUAUAUAACAGUGAAAAUUACAACAUUUAUGCGUCUACCAACAAAAGCUUUGUAAUCCACAUUUCGUUGAUUACAACAAUUUAUCGCCAUAUGACCAAGCGCAUUAUACCAUGAAGGCUGUAAUUACUAGGGAAAACCGCGUAUUGCAAUACUAAGGACAUAUUUAAUACCCGGCUUACAACCAUAUCCUAUUAAAUUCAUGUCAAAUACUCUUUGGAUGUCAUACGUACUGGUUGCCUCGUCAAUAUGUGUUUGUGGCUAUUAACGGCUUGUUUGGGAUUACUGCCCGGUAAUGCUCCCCCGUCUAUUGUGGUAGUACCAGGUGUGCCAGCGCCAAUACUACUGCCGACAACAGCCGCAACAACAGCUGCAAUGACAACGCUUAGACCUGCAAAUGUGACUACACCUACCCCUACAUCCGCCCCAACAAUGACUCCGACACCAGCUCCAACUCCGGCUCCAACACCGGCUCCGACAACAGCUCCAACUCCAGCUCCAACUCCGGCUCCAACACCAGCGCCAACACCAGCGCCAACACCAGCGCCAACACCAGCGCCUACACCCGCGCCGACGCCCGCGCCUACACCAGCUCCAACGCCGGCUCCAACACCAGCUCCAACCCCGGCUCCAACCCCAGCUCCAACACCAGCUCCAACACCAGUACCAACACCAGCUCCAACACCAACUGCAACUCCAGCUCCAACACCAGCCCCAACUCCGACUCCAAUGUCAACUUCAGGUAAUAUGAAUACUGGUACCACUACUGCACGCCCGCCAGGAAACCUCACAACAGCUGCACCAACUGCUAUGCCGCCAGCUCCAACUGUAGUUACUAUGCCACCGACAGUUACAACACCACGACCGAUGACAACAGCACCUCCAGCGACAACUGUAACAGGUGGUGCUAAUUUACAACUUAUUUUUUGUAACGAUCCUGAUACCGUAUGUGUAUUUAACCCCGAUGAAAAUGCUACAGGGCCGCUUCCUAUUGACCCGAGAGUUGGAACUACCCCUGGACCAUCAGCUGCAUUCCGAUCGGAUAUAGAUUCUCAAGUACCGUCGUAUGACACGGCUGUCAGAUUUCCAAGACAACGAAGGGACGUACAACUCAUAAGUAUAAAAGAUUUUUUGAACGAACUUUCAAAGACAGAUGACAAACAUAUAAUAAGUAAAAGGCAAAGUUGUAGAUGUGUACCUUCAGGCACGUGUAUUAAUAACGGAAACAAUUCACCCGCUGGCAUGAUCGAUGUCAGAAUAGUAACACCUGGAGGAACUCAAUGUCCGUCGGGGCAGGAAUAUUGUUGCGGCAACACUACUGCUCCCAUCGUUGACACGACACAGAUAGCUUGUGGCACUGUACAAACUGUACCAACAACUGCUGUUGUUCCUACUACUGGACAGGCUAAUUUUGGUGAAUUUCCAUGGCAGGCUCUCAUACUUACCAAACAAAAUGAUUACAUUGCUGGCGGAGUCCUCAUAGACAGUUUGAACGUCGUCACAGUAACGCACAGGCUCGCUUCGUAUGUUGUUUCAGGCACAGCGCCGAAUAUCAAAGUUCGUCUCGGAGAAUGGGACGCUGCUGGUACAUACGAACCAAUACCGUAUCAAGAGUACACGGUUCAGAAAGUAUUUACCCACCCGUCGUACAACGUUAACACAUUGCAGUUUGACAUUACUGUCCUGAGGCUCACGGCUGCAGUGCCUUUCACGCCGUCGGCUGGCGCAGCAAAAACUAUAAACAGAGCGUGUCUUCCAUCUGCUGCCAAUGCUAGUUACACAGGACAAAGAUGCUUCGUGUCUGGAUGGGGUAAGGACAUGUUUGGUAUUAGCGGCCAGUAUCAACAGAUAUUGAAGAAAGUGGAAGUGCCGAUAGUCGCCCCGGACGUUUGUCAGAAUCAGCUGAGGAGUGCACGCUUGGGUCCUACUUAUGUACUCGACACUACAUCCUUUGUAUGCGCUGGGGGCGAAGCCAACAAAGACUCUUGCACUGGUGACGGAGGGUCCGGCUUGGUGUGCCAGAAAAACGGACAAUGGGUAGCUGUAGGACUAGUAGCUUGGGGGCUAGGAUGCGCCAGCGCAAACGUGUCUGGUGUUUACGUGAACAUUGCUGGGUUAUUGCCGUGGAUUCAAGCGCAAGUAGCCACAACUUAACCUCACGAAACAUUGAAGAAAAUCAGUAAUAUAAAGUAAAGACGAUAUUAUAUUGUACAAUAGCAUAUAAACGCCAUUCAAGCUUAA
Messenger RNA from Manduca sexta (tobacco hornworm), 2774 nucleotides. Its product is annotated as mucin-2. NCBI's taxonomy places the organism in Eukaryota, Metazoa, Arthropoda, Insecta, Lepidoptera, Sphingidae. The record is from RefSeq and is a predicted model, not a curated record. The coding region runs from base 783 to 2687 and encodes 634 amino acids. Gene Ontology annotation, biological process: proteolysis. Gene Ontology annotation, molecular function: serine-type endopeptidase activity. The transcript has 6 exons.